AUGCCCCAUCUAGUGGAGCAAUUUAUGAAAUUGAAGCCGCCUAAGUUUACGGGAAAAGGUGACCCCGAGGCUGCACCGAAGUGGGUAGAAGAACUGAAAAAGGCGUUUGAGGUGUUGGGGUGCACCGAGCAGGAGAAAGUGACACUAGCCGUUUAUCAGUUGCAGGAAAAUGCGAGUGAUUGGUGGAAGGCCACCAAGGGAAGAGUAUUUCCGGAAGGUAUCGCCCAGACUUGGGCUAUGUUUACUGAAAAUUUUUAUGGGAAAUACUUCUCGGAUAGUGCCAGGGACAGGAAGAUAGCAGAAUUUGUGCGACUCCGCCAGGGUCAGAUGACUGUCAAUCAGUAUGAGGCAGAAUUCGCUAGAUUGUCUAAGUUUGCGCUGAGGAUGGUGGAACAUCCCAAGGAUAAGGCGCGAAAAUUCCGGAAAGGAUUGAGACCUGACAUUUGUACCCUGUUAAUACCGUCCAAUCUGAGAACCUAUGAGGACAUCUAUGAUAGAGCUCAGGCUCUUGAGCGGGACCAGGUGGAUAGGGCAGCCGCAUCUGGAUCGCGGUUUGCCCAGAACAGAGAUAACCGCCGUCUGGGGAAGAGACCAAUGACAGGGAAUAGGCGCUUCGUCCCACCAAUUAGGAGGAACCUUGGGAAACCGAACCCUCCCUCGAGCCGAUUUGGGGCUUGUUUUAAGUGUGGAAGUUUGGAGCAUCAGAUCAAAAAUUGUCCCCAACAGCGCCCUUCAGUACCCCCAGGGCAACCGCAGCAAACCAGAAUAGGGAAUCAAGCCGGGAAUCCCCCACCAGCUAAUCAGAGCAGGCCGCCAGCGCAAGGGCGAGUUUAUGCUAUGGCACGUAGAGAGGCGGAGGAUACGCCGAGCGUGGUCACAGAUUGCACAGAGAAAACGAGAGAGCAUGACGCGAAGUUCGAACAGCUCCUGCAUCGGACACUACCGAAACAUCACUUGUAG
This is a messenger RNA of Syzygium oleosum, 960 nucleotides long. RefSeq lists its product as uncharacterized. Bases 1 to 960 code for a protein of 319 amino acids. Gene Ontology annotation, molecular function: zinc ion binding; nucleic acid binding. Lineage: Eukaryota; Viridiplantae; Streptophyta; Magnoliopsida; Myrtales; Myrtaceae. The record is from RefSeq and is a predicted model, not a curated record. The transcript has 2 exons.